Messenger RNA from Triplophysa dalaica, 3942 nucleotides. RefSeq names its product heparan sulfate (glucosamine) 3-O-sulfotransferase 3B1b (gene hs3st3b1b). Gene Ontology annotation, molecular function: [heparan sulfate]-glucosamine 3-sulfotransferase activity. NCBI's taxonomy places the organism in Eukaryota, Metazoa, Chordata, Actinopteri, Cypriniformes, Nemacheilidae. The record is from RefSeq and is a predicted model, not a curated record. The coding region runs from base 299 to 1507 and encodes 402 amino acids. The transcript has 2 exons.
ACGGGGAUGCGACCGGGAGCAGUUUCCGCGGCUCGGUUUCGAACAGGGAAUCAAGUGCACCGGUCGCUCUCGUCAGUUUUCUCGUUUAUAUACGCAGUUAUGGCAGAGCAUAGUUAAUUCAAAACGAAUUCCGUCGACUUCGGGUUAGUUUAUUCAAUUUCCGUGGAUUGGUGCUUAUUUUAUUGUGCACUCAUGGCUCGUAAAGACAGCGGGGAUUCCUGAAGCUGGACCUGGACAGAAUUAUACGCACACGUCAAUAUGUCCCGUUGGAGCGUAAAGGUCUAUACGCGCAGUGCUUAUGGAAUAUAGCCUGUUCUGUCACCAUCUUUACGCGCUCUCCGUCAGUCCCGUGAAAAAGAAACUCGGGCUCCUGUUCAUCAUGCUGCUCCUCUGGGUUUACAUGCUGUACUCUUGCGUGGGCUUCUGUGCCACCAUGCCACGAAGUUUACUCGGGGACAAUAGUAACAAUAAUCGAGCGAGCGAGACUGAGUUCGUCGGGAAAUACGCAGAGGCUGAAAGUGGCCGACCGGACCCGGUGAUGUCCAAACUGCUGUCCAGAGCACAGAGCUCGUGGACGGACUUAGAGUCAGAUUAUGAUGAACCUACUUUUAGAAGGGCUCCCAGAGGCUUCUCUAAAAAUGACGUUGAAGUGGACCGAGCGGACGACUGGGAGGACGGGCAGGGAGGAGAGCCGAGAGUCUCUCCGCUGUCAAGUUUCUCCAGCGGCUCGGGCAGCAAGAAGCUGCCGCAGGCGAUCAUCAUCGGCGUGAAGAAGGGCGGUACGCGCGCGCUGCUGGAGUUUCUGCGCGUGCAUCCCGACAUCCGCGCUGUCGGAGCGGAGCCGCACUUCUUUGACCGCAACUAUGACAACGGACUGGACUGGUACAGGGAACUGAUGCCGAAGACCCUAGAGGGCCAGAUCACCAUGGAGAAAACCCCAAGCUACUUUGUGACGCGUGAGGCUCCGGCCCGGAUCUACGCCUUGUCCCGUGACACCAAGCUGAUCGUGGUGGUCCGGGACCCUGUCACACGAGCCAUCUCCGACUACACACAGACAUUGUCCAAGAAGCCUGACAUUCCCACCUUUGAGAGCCUGACGUUCAAAAACAGGACUACAGGGUUGAUCGACACCUCGUGGAGCGCCAUUCAGAUCGGCAUCUACGCCAAGCACCUGGACAACUGGCUGCAGUAUUUCCCAAUGGGACAGAUUUUGUUUGUCAGCGGAGAGCGUCUGAUCACCGACCCGGCCGGAGAGUUGGGCCGCGUGCAGGACUUCCUGGGCCUGAAACGAAUCAUCACAGACAAACACUUUUACUUCAAUCAGACAAAGGGCUUCCCUUGUCUUAAGAAGGCCGAGGGCAGCAGCAAACCCCAUUGCCUGGGCAAAACCAAAGGGCGGACCCACCCAAACAUUGACCCUGAGGUGGUGCAGAGACUUAGAGACUUCUACAGACCUUUUAACAUGAAGUUCUACCAGAUGACGGGGCAUAAUUUUGGUUGGGAUUAACGCUGAGGGGAGGACACAUUAUAAUUUUUCAUUUAUUUUCUGUGUAUUUUAAAUGGCAUUGAGAUGAUUGCUAUAUAUAUGUAAAAUGUACAGAAAUCUAUUUUAUAAUAAUUUAUUUUUAAUUUCUAAGCAAUUAAUUCACUAAGCUGCCUAACCAUAUUGUACACAACAUCUAGCCCUCAAGUGUCACGACCAACAUUUCACACUUUGUUUUUUUCCAUACACAAUAUGGAAUAAUGGUGCUUCCAAAUUUACCAUGACUGAACUCAAACGGUUUGACAACAAAAAACUGUUUGUUACGGGUAUAGUGCAUCUACAAACCAAUAGCAAGAGCCAUUUGUGAUUCAUUCAAUUCUGAACAUCCACCGAAAUGUACCAGAAUGGCAUAGACUGUAUUUCACUUUAAAGAGUGUUCUCUUGACUGCAUUUCACGUUUCAUUACACUCCAUAUUGGCAUGCGUCCUACUAUGUUAAGCAGGAAAGCUGAUCUAAUGUCCGUCUUCAUUCAAUAACAUAAGAAUCAAUAUCUCUAAUUGCUACCUACAGUAUCACUCAUGUUUAGAGUUGACCGCUGGUCCCUGUAAUGAAUGGCCAAUCCAUUGAUGGCUAAAUAGUAUCUCGGACAACAGCGGGGCUGCAUGUCGACAUUAUGCUAAUCGUGUAACUCGUCUGAAUGGAUCGAUAAGGUUUCUCCAGCUUUAUGGCCCUCUUAGAGGAAGACCUGUCUUGGGCUACAGCCCUAUCUGAAAGGUUCAAAGGUCAAGUAAAGUCUCAAUAACAUUUCAAUGAAUGGAAUUGAAUUGGUCGAAAUGCUGUUUGUAGGAAACGAAUGACAUAAGCCUCACAGAGAGCAGAUAGGCUUCAUCCUUUUCUUAUCUUUAUGUAGAAGAUUGUCAAAAGCUUUGUGAGUUCAUGCCAUCCAUACUAGAAAAGAAAACCCAUAAUGUUGAGGGCCAUUUCUCUUCAUCCCAUCAAAACACAUUUUUCACCCGAUAUCGUUUCUCUGCUUCCUGCCAAAUUUUAACAAGCUUACGAACUCGCAUAAAGACACCUCAUUGUUUUAUUUUCUUGGAUUCAUGUUGCCUCUGUGUGCUUCUGUUUGUCUUUCUACUUGAAUUUUUGUGAUGCAAAAGUGAGAAACAGUCAGCCGUUCUUUAACUGCGAUAUUCAACCCCAUGACCGCAUAGAUGGCGGCUGUGUCAAGGCAAGAUAAAUGAUUGGUCUUAAUGCAGCUCUAGUUACUGUUCUCUCAAAGCACCUGAUCCUGGAUCAGCUCUCAUUACCUCAGCAUUGGGUUAAGGUGUAGGGUUUUAAGGAGGGGUCGUGUCACUUUCUACAACUUAGCUUUAACAUUGGGCUGAGAGAUACUGAUCUUACACCAGGCAAAAAUUUGAGGGAGAGGUUUUAAAGCAGAUUAUUGCAGGACCAUUACGAAUGUACCUAAACUUCAUGUAAUCUCACCCUUAUUUAAUAUUGUGGAAAUGAAAUGCAGAGGGAAAAGUUUGUCUAUUUGUUUGGUUUUGGAUGAAUGCAAAUGAAAAUACAAAAAGAAAAGCGGCCUGAAUUGGCUCAAUGAUUUUUGUUUGGUUUUAGAACAUGCUGUGCCUCGAACCAGCCCUGUGCUUUGUUAAGCCAACUUCCUUUCAUUUUGAGAGGAGAUUGUAAUAUUUAUCAGCUGUGGACACAGCCAUACAAAUCUUGUUGGCCCUUCAAGACUGAACUAAGUUGGGAAGCGGGGGGACAUGUCCCAGGGCAUUUUUCCUACUUUAUCCAAUUUAUCAAGUAAUCAAAUGUUCCGGGGAGGCCAAAAAAGAACAAUGCGAAGUUUAUCCUCCAACUAAAUAAAAAAUAAAAUCAUCAAAGGUUUUUGCAUUCGCAUUGCAUUUAAAAGCAAAUUCGAUCGAUGGUGGCAGUGAAAUGAGGUCUAGCGAGUUUUCAUCAAAUGUUAGUCCUUAGGGCCUCCUGCAAUUUUAUGUGUGCAAUUGGGUUUUACAUUUUGUUUCACAGAAUCAUCAAGUCAAAGAGGAGCUUAUUGUUCAGGUAUUUUCUGAGUAAUAUACGUCUCUCACUGAUUACAUGUGAACUGCAUAUGAAUUCUGAUCUCUCAAACUUUGGUACGAGCAAAGUUUCAUACCUUUGCUAAUGGUCAGGCAGUCUAUGAUGCAUUUGUUUAAUGGUUGAGUUUUAUUCAACCUUAUAAAACAUUGAAAUUUAAGAAAUGUUUGUCUUGAGUUUAACACAACAUAUAGACUAGAAAUGAUCUUUAUGUACAAAUGAUGAGGAAGACAUGUAAACCAAGUAUUUUGUGGUAUCAAAAAUAAUUAAUUUUACACCAUGAAAGAUCAAAAUGCAACAGAUGUUUCUAGAUAAUUAAAUACUGAACAUUCAUACUUUUGCUUUGUAUGAAGACAAAAUAAAAUAUAUAUUUUACCAAA